Ostrea edulis (European flat oyster) is the source of this 3703-nucleotide messenger RNA. Its product is annotated as ankyrin repeat and EF-hand domain-containing protein 1-like. The record is from RefSeq and is a predicted model, not a curated record. Lineage: Eukaryota; Metazoa; Mollusca; Bivalvia; Ostreida; Ostreidae. Gene Ontology annotation, molecular function: calcium ion binding; protein binding. Bases 368 to 2716 code for a protein of 782 amino acids. The transcript is spliced from 8 exons.
GACCAGUGCGUUCCCUCGCUAACCUUACGAAAAUAGCCGAGUGUCAACGAUUAUAAAGUCGCUUCCUUAGAAACAAACAAACGGCAAUGGCGGGUUGAGCUCGUCAAGAUGAAUAAAUGAUGAACUAGAGGACAUCAGCACGCACAUCCCGAUAGCAAGAUUUCGUGACAGCAUCUUGUAAUACAACAGGCCUUCCAUCGUAUGCAGUUUGGAUAUUGGUUGCAAUUAAAUAUUUACAAUGGCAUGACAAGCACAAGCAAGUAUUAAACAUCAUCGUUAUUGAAGAACAUAAAGAAGUUCUAAAAAAAAAAAAAAAAAAAAAACUCCCAUAGAAUUAUUCAGCCAGUGAAAACACAAAAGCAUCAAAAUGCCUGUUGCUGAAACAAGAUUAGAGACACUUCAAGUGUGCAAACUUUUACAAUGUGUUCGGGAAAAGGAUAUGGGUCAGAUAGAAAAACUUACAAACCAUGGAGUGCCACAUUUGAUUAAUUACAAUGAUGCCAAUGAAGGUUUCACGGCCUUAGGAGUGGCAGCUGCCGCUAAUGAUGAUGAGAUGAUAAAAUUUCUAAUUGGUCUCGGAGCCCAUCCCGAUGCUGUGGAUUUAAAGGGCAGAUCCCCCUCCAUGAGGGCAGCAGAGUAUGGCCAUGUGCAAUGUUUGGAAAAGUUAGUGGAGGCUGGUGCUAAAAUGGACAUCAAAGAUUUGGAAGGAAAAGGUAUCUUAUUCUAUUGCAUCUCCCCAACUGAGCGACAUGCCAAAUGUCUUGAGAUAGCUGUGGAGAACGGAGCCGACCCCAACAACAUAUCUGCAGAGGGAAUUCCUGUGCUCCUUUAUGCUUGUGACACAGCCACAGACAAUGAGGAAGCCUGCAUCCAACUCCUACAAAAGGGAGCUAACCCAAAUGGAAAGCAAGAGAAAACGGGUAAAACCUGUCUAAUGGCAGCUGCAGCUAGUGGGAGUGUUAAGGUUGUUCGUGCCAUCUUGGAGCGUGGAGCAGAUGUGAAUGCACUAGAUAUAAAGCAUAACCAUGCUGCUCAUUAUGCUGCUAUUGGAGGCAGUCUAGCAGUUGUGGCAUGCAUGUCUGGACAUGGUGCUAUGUUUGAUCAGACAAACUCAGAGGGAAAUACUCCCAUACAUAAUGCUGCUAUGAACGGACAUGGAAUGGUCUGCAAAUUUCUGGCACAAAGGGGUUGUAACCCUAAACCAAAAAAUAAUGAAGGAGAGACUGCAAGGAGUCUGGCAAAAGAUAGGGAUCACAAAGAGGCCACAAAAGAAUGUAGGAAAGCGGAGAAAGGGUUUGGUAAAGUUGGGAAGAACAAUGAGCCCUGGGCCAUAGUCCUGUAUGACUGGGUGUUUGAGAGGUCGGAAAAGAUUCUCAACAUGAUGAUGAAGUAUGAUCCAGAUGAAAAGGGGACUGUAACAAAGGACAACUUUGCUGACAGUCUGACAGGGAUGGGCGCACCAGCGGAAGAGGAGGAUAUGAAGAAAGUUCUCUUAGCCCAUGAUAAAAACCGUGAUGGCAAUGUUGACUUUAAUGAAUUUGUUGGUGGCAAGAAAUAUGUGAAUAAAAACUACUUAAUGAGUGCCUUUGAGGGCAAAAAGAAAAAGAAGGGCAAAAAAGGAAAAGGAGGUAAAAAGAAGGGUAAAUUUAAGCUUGUUAUGCCAAUAUGUACCCAGGAUGAGGGACCGAGGACCUAUGGAGGAGCACCACCUGAGAUGUUCAUCGAGAGACACAUUCACUUCACAGACACGAACCGCUUUGACAGAGACAGGCCUCCAGCUCAUCCACUACAGGAUGACUCUGCAUGGUAUUUAAACCACCCUGAUAGGAUGUACAUGAACAUAGCUGAUGCUGCUAAAAAUGGUGACUACGAGUCCUUAAAGAAUGCGUUCCAAAGAGGUACUACAGCAGACACCAGAGACAAGUACUACAAAACUCCUCUGAUGGUGGCCUGUUCCACUGGCAAGAUAGACAUGGUCAAAUUCCUAGUGGAUAAUGGAGCAAUGGUCAAUGCCAGAGACAACUUUAAGUGGACACCAUUACACCAUGCAUGUCAUGCUGGUCAGCUGGAUGUUGUUGAGUAUCUGAUUGAUCAUGGAGCUGAAAUUGACGCCACCACGAUGAAUGGUGGUACACCACUCACUAGAGCUAUAGAGAGCUCUCGAGAUAGUGUGGUGGACUAUCUCAUUGGUAAAGGCUGUAGAGUACAGACAGAAAAUGUGAAGGGACAUAACCCAAUGGAUUAUGCCAUAGCCUGGGCUGAUCCCAGAGUCAUAGAUGUAGUGCAGAUAAAAUGGGAGAGUCUGCCAGCUAUGGGGGAUAAGAAAGGAGGUAAAGGAAAGAAGGGUGGCAAAGGAGGAGGUGGUAAGACCACCCGUCCCUCCUCAGGUCCAGCCCUGGAUGCAAAAGAAAAUGUUGCUCACCAUUCUCACUCUGGCCCAUUGGGAUUUGGGGAGUUUGAUGAUCAGCCUCCUCGGCAAAGGAAAGGCUCCAUUCUCCGGGCAGCCUCAGCCUUAGCAGGGGGCAUGGAUGAGCAGGAAGAUAUCACAUACACUCCUUUAAUCCCGUGGACCAAACAGCCGAACAGUAAAGAGCUCAUUGAGCAGCGACAAAUUAACAGAGAUAGAUAUGGCUGGGAGGUAGACUUUGUAGACUUUGAAAUGCCUUUCAAUAAAAACAUAAGUAAAAAGUGUGAAGAAAUGGGCGAUGAUGAUUAAUAACAUAUUUCUAUAGAAAUGUUUGUUAUGUUAUUCACUCACAGUUUUGCCUUGACAACAUUCUGCUGAUUUGUUACUGUGCAUUAUUUACAUGUAUUUCCUUUUUCAUAUUUACAUGGACCUCUGUUUGAUUUAGAACAUAUCUGAUAUAUGUUUUUGUAUUAUGCCUAUUGCAUGCAAAGUUAAGAUUCUUACUUUGAACACUGUUUUGUGACAGUAAGUGCCAAUAUAUUUUGUGAUACAUGAUCUUUCAUUUUAUUGAGUUUUACUAAGUUGAUGUGCCUUCAUAUUGGAAUAUUUGAAACAUUUAACCUGAGCAUCUGUGAAAGCUUUGGUUGAUUUGAAACUUGCAUUUUAUAUCAUUCAGACAAUGAAUCAUUUUCACAAGAAAUCUUACAAUUAAGGUACAAAUUUUAAAACACUGUAAUUCCUUUACAAUUCUUCACUUGUAUAUUUCUUAAUGAGCAAUACUUAAGUGCACAGGAGAAAAACUGGCAUUCUUACUCAGGGUGUAGUUGCACUCAGUUGAGUAUAAGACAGAGAAAAAAUUUCUAUCUUAGUCGUAAGAUUGUUUUUGAAAAUGGGUCUUCAAUGUAUUGCUUGUCAGGUUGAAAGAAACUGAAAGUUUCAUGUUUAAUAAAAAUCAAUUAUUAUGUGUUUACAGAGGUCUAUUUUUGUUUAUAUCAUAAUUCAAUGAUAUUGUCCUUUUAUGUUACUUAUAAUUAAGGAAUAGAUGUAUACAUUGUCUGUAUUAUGAGGGUAUAAAACUACUGACAGUAAUGUGGUAGUUAUAGGAUUUAUUAAUAUAAAUGUUUAUGCAGAAAUUACCUCAAUGCUUCCAUUGUUUUUGUAUUCCCAUAAUGCAAUCAACUUAAACAUUUAUUUCUUAUGUUCAUAUUUUGUUAGUUGUUGCUUUUUAUGAAUAUAGAGGAUUAUAUGUCAAUCUGAAAUGUCAGUGCUUUUACCAAUAAACAAAAUACAUUGCAA